Messenger RNA from Clarias gariepinus (North African catfish), 3209 nucleotides. It is a transcript of the gene terf2, whose product is annotated as telomeric repeat binding factor a. The transcript is spliced from 12 exons. Gene Ontology annotation, cellular component: chromosome, telomeric region; shelterin complex; nucleus. Gene Ontology annotation, biological process: telomeric loop formation; negative regulation of telomere maintenance via recombination; protein localization to chromosome, telomeric region. Gene Ontology annotation, molecular function: G-rich strand telomeric DNA binding; double-stranded telomeric DNA binding; telomerase activity. Bases 862 to 2700 code for a protein of 612 amino acids. The record is from RefSeq and is a predicted model, not a curated record. Lineage: Eukaryota; Metazoa; Chordata; Actinopteri; Siluriformes; Clariidae.
UUUGUGUCACGAUAUUAAACCUGCUAUGCUAGCUAGUUAGCGUCUAAACUUUGUUUAUUUAGUGAAAUUUAAAACAACAUAUUAUACAACAUAUCUAAGAUCUAGCGGUAAUCAUAAUAAAAUAACACAGAGGCGCGUAAAUAAACAGCUUUAACCCAUGAACACAUUUGGCUGUUUGUUAUAGGAUUGAAUCAGCUCGUGUAAUAAAUAUUUUUGUAAGCCUGGUUGUUUUUAAGCAUGACCCUUUGCAGUUCUGCCCAGAUGAGACCAAUAAGUUGGAGUGUUUCCUGUCACACCUGGGUAUCAGACCUUUUAAUCACCUCAAGAGAGUAAAUUAAAUAUCUGCCCAAAAUAAUAUAAACUUUUUGCACAAUAUUUGUUUAUGAUUUAUUUAUGGGUUAACUUGUGAUGGACAAAAGUAUGUGAAUACCUGACUGUCACACCCAUGUGUAGUAUUUGUUGACCAUCUUAUUCCAGAUUUAGUCCCCCUUUCCUGUUAUAAUACCCUCCACGCUUCUGGGAAGGUUUAGCACUAGUUUUGGCUCGUGGCACAAAGGCAUUGUCAUGCAUACUUUUUUUGAUUCUGUAAAGCUGUUUUGCGACAAUGAUUGCAACAGUAGUUUCGUGGUUAGCACUGUCGCUUUGCACCACCAGGUGCUGGGUUCGAUUCCUGCCUUGGAUCUGUGUGCAUGGUGUUUGCAUGUUCUCCCCGUGCUUGGUGGGUUUCGUCCAGGUUCCCCUGGUUUCCUCCCACAGCCCAAAGACAUCCAGGUUAGGCCAGUUGGUGUUGCCAAAUAACCCAUAUCGUAUGAAUUUGUUUUUGUGUAUGCGCGCACCCUGCAAUGGAUUGCCAUCCUGUCCAUGGAGUUCCCCGCCUCGUGCCGUUUAGUGGUCAGACCCAUUGAUGGACACUCUGACAUGACCAUCAAACUGCGAUUCAUGCAGUUUCUCUCACGGAUCAACGAUGGAGACAAACUUGAUGUCACAUUUCAAAAGCCCCUAACGCCCCUCGAAUCAGCAUUAAGUGUGCUUGAAUCUAUCUGUACAGAAAAAGAUGUUGCACAAGAUAUACUGGAGCAAGUUCACACCUUGAUCAGGGAAAUGCUUAUUGUUGUUUGCAUAAAGAGCAAGCAAUUUGAAAAAGCUCAGGAGAUGCUGAUUAAACACUUUCCAAAAGGAAUGGACUCAGCUGGCAAGAAAAAGCUGUAUCUAGAUCUGAUAAAAAGGCGAUGCAGCACACAUUCAGUUCUGAACACGAUCUUGUACAGUGAAUUCAAACAGGACAUGCUGGACUUUAUCGAGAAACUUCAUCCCAUUCCAGAGCCUUUUCUAAUUAAGAUGGUCAAGCUCUCGAGACAAGGAAGGACAGCAGACGUUGCAGCUGCACAUAAGCCCCAAGCCAUUAGAACUGUUAACGAGCAGUCACGUACACAGGAAAGAGCAAACGGUGAACAUGCAGCUUUCCUGCACCAUUCUCAAGCCAAUUCACAACAAAAAACACCAACAGAAAAUAACCCAAGGAUUCAAGCUUAUUCUCAGGCUCCCUUGGUAACUGUGCACCUGAACUUGGGCAACUUGAGGGCCGUCUAUCCCAAGCUUGCUGAGCACUUUUCUGUCUCUGUCCCCUUCACUCAGCUAGAGGAUGAGGUGGAGUGUGAGGCACAGCAGGAGAAUGACAUCGAUCAUAACAUGGAUCUAUGUCUUAAACUUGCAGAGACUCCUUUGUUGGAGUGUUCUGAAGAAAAUGAGCAGGAGUGUUUGUCAGCGGGUGAAGUGAGACCCUCUGAUGAGAAAUUGCAGCCAGAGCAGCAAAGCCUCGAGCACAGCACUUCUGUGCAGUCUGAUGCUGCUAGUCAAGAUAAAGUGACGCUGAAAAACAGCACUCAAAAUGAAGAGACACUCACAAACAGCACAAAUCAACCUGCGGAACUGGAACAAGGAAGUUUAGAUGACACACCUUCACUAGGAGAAUCACCAGUUCGUUCAUCUGCUGAGAAAGUGACAGCUGCUCGUGUGUGUACAGUGAGUGUCGCACGGUUAGUGAUGGAUGACGACAGUGUGCUAAGUGAUCUAGAAGCCUCAGAUUCUCAAAAGACUUCUAGUCCAGUGCAGGGUAACGCUAACACAGAAGAUCCACUCAGCUCGCUGUCUGUCAGCCCGGCUCCUGUUCGGAAAUAUCGCGGAAGAGCUUCUCACAGGAAGAGUAAUCGCACUAAGCUUGACCAGCCUCAGAAAUGUUCCACCCCCAGCAAAGAUGGAAACAGCUCUUCUCCUGCCCAACACACACCUAAUAAGGAAUGUCAGAAACUAGCAUCAAACAGCCCACACGCAAAGACAGAUGGACAGAGUGAAGAAACUAUAGAAAACAUUGUUGAUGAUUCUCCACCAUCAGCAAAACGGCCUGGAACCUCCCUUAAGCGGAGGAAUUGGAUGGAUUUGUCUGGAGCCCAGGAAGAGUGGAGUGAUGAGGAGUCACUGUUCUCUGCAUCCACUAAAAAACAUAAAGGUCAAAGCUCAAUGGACAGCGGUUCCAAAAGAAAGAAGUGGACUGUUGAAGAGUCUGAAUGGGUGAAACAAGGAGUGGCUCUUUACGGCGAGGGACGAUGGGAGAGGAUUAAAAGCGCAUUCCCUUUUAAAGGCCGCACGGCAGUCAAUAUCAAAGACCGCUGGCGCACCAUGAAAAAAUCUAAAGCGGGUUAGAAGGAAAACAUACAAGUAAAACACAUUAAGAGAGAUUUUUGUACAUAUAUUCACUGUCUAUUUUAUUGGUAUCACCUGCCACAAUAAUAUAUAACCAGCCAUCAUGUGACAGCAGCACGGUGCACAAAAUCCUGCAGAUACAACGCAAGAUUUUGAACGUUAAUUGAAGCCCUCGUAUCUGUACUCUUGUGCUGCUGCCGCCAUAUAAAGUGUUCAGUUGUUUCUAAUAAAGUGGGCAGUGAGUGUUUAUCCAAGAAAGUAAUUUAUAAUUUCAGAAGUUUUGAACUCGGUUCAAGUGGCGCAGUGGUAAAAAUGCUUGCCCUAUCACCCGGGAAUCGCUGGUUCGAUUUCCGGGUGAUGCUGUAGCCUCUUGCAGCUGAGGGUCUGAUUUAAGAAAAAGAAAAAAAAAAUGCUUGGACUCAUUUAACACAUUUUGUGACAUUUCUUUUGAAUUCUUUUGCAUAGCAUCAAGUUCGAAAAAGACGUAAUAAACAUCAAAGAGCAGAAAA